AAGACCUGCAAGGACGUGGAGGAGCUGCUGAGGCAGAGGGCCCAGGCAGAGGAACGGUAUGGGAAGGACCUGGUGCAGAUCGCCCGGAAGGCAGGCGGCCAGACAGAGAUCAAGGACAACGGGGAGGAGAACCAGGCACUGCCGCUGUUCAGUGGCCUCACAGUUCAGUGCUGUGACAGACACUCAAGGUAUCAACCCAAGAUGACAAUAGGAACAAGUGCUCCGAAGGGACAGAAGAGGAAGCCAGGCAAAGAUGCUGCACAUAGGGAAUUAGCACGUGCAAAGGCCCUGCGCAAGAAGGAACAUGGCGUAUAGAAGGAACUGCUCCCUGAGGGCCUCCUUUGACUCUCUGAAGCAGCAAAUGGAGAACGUGGGCAGCGCCCACAUCCAGCUGGCCCUGGCCCUGCGUGAGGAGUUGCGGAGCCUGGAGGAGUUUCGUGAGAGGCAGAAGGAGCAGAGGAGGAAGUAUGAGGCCAUCAUGGACCGUGUCCAGAAGAGCAAGCUGCUGCUCCACAAGAAGGCCAUGGAGUCCAAGAAGACAUAUGAGCAGAAGUGCCGAGAUGCAGACGACGCCGAGCAGGCCUUCGAGCGCAUUAGCACCAAUGGUCAACAGAAGCAGGUGGAGAAGAGCCAGAACAAAGCCAAGCAGUGCAAGGACUCAGCCAUGGAGGCAGAGCGCGUGUAUAGGCAGAACAUCGAGCAGCUGGAGAAGGUGCGGGGCGAGUGGGAGCAGGAGCACCGGACCACCUGUGAGGCCUUUCAGCUGCAAGAGUUUGACCGGCUGACCAUCCUCCGCAAUGCUCUGUGGGUGCACUGCAACCAGCUCUCUAUGCAGUGCGUCAAGGAUGAUGAGCUCUACGAAGAGGUGCGAGUGACGCUAGAAGGCUGCAGUGUGGAUGCCGACAUAGACAGCUUCAUCCAGGCCAAGAGCACGGGCACUGAGCCCCCAGCUCCGGUGCCCUACCAGAACUACUAUGAUCGGGAGGUUGCCCCGUUGUCCAGCAGCCCUGGUGUUCAGCCGUCCUGUGGCAUGAUAAAGAGGUUCUCUGGGCUGCUGCAUGGAAGUCCCAAAACAACAUCGUCAGCAGCUUCUGCAGCCUCCACAGAGACCCUGACUCCCACCUCUGAUCGGAAUGAGGGUGUCUAUGCCGCCAUCGCUGUGCAGGAGGCGCCAGGACCCCACACCCUGCCAGCCCAGGAUUACAGGGCGCUCUAUGACUACACAGCCCAGAAUUCCGACGAGCUGAACAUCUCUGCGGGGGACAUCCUGGAGGUCAUCCAGGAAGGGGAGGAUGGCUGGUGGACAGUGCAACGGAACGGGCAGCGUGGCUUUGUCCCUGGCUCCUACCUGGAGAAGCUUUAAGGAAGGGGCAGUAGCCCCCGCCUGGACCUGUCCUGUCCACGGGGCCAGCAGUGCCCCCACCACUGCCCUGGCCUCGCAGGGGCCUCAAGACAGAGCCUACCCUCAGGAAAGGUACCGGCUGCUCCCGAGCAGUCCUUCCCACAGGGAAUAAAGGAGCGCUCUUUUUCCUCCUUGCA
Molecule: messenger RNA, 1539 nt
Organism: Globicephala melas (long-finned pilot whale)
Lineage: Eukaryota; Metazoa; Chordata; Mammalia; Artiodactyla; Delphinidae
Gene: PSTPIP1
Product: proline-serine-threonine phosphatase interacting protein 1
Biological process (GO): actin filament polymerization
Cellular component (GO): plasma membrane; cytoplasm; actin filament
Molecular function (GO): actin filament binding
Source: RefSeq, a predicted model, not a curated record